Molecule: messenger RNA, 345 nt
Organism: Volvox carteri f. nagariensis
Lineage: Eukaryota; Viridiplantae; Chlorophyta; Chlorophyceae; Chlamydomonadales; Volvocaceae
Exons: 1
Source: RefSeq, a predicted model, not a curated record
GUAUACUUGCAUAUUGCAGAUAUCGCAUAUUAUAACAUAUUGCAUAUCGCAUAUUGCAUAUCGCAUAUGGCAUAUCGCAUAUCUGCAUAUUGCAUAUUGCAUAUCGCAUAUUGUAACAUAUUGCAUAUCGCAUAUCGCCUAUUGCAUAUUGCAUAUCGCAUAUUGCAUAUUGCAUAUCGCAUAUCGCAUAUUGCAUAUUGCAUAUCGCAUAUCGCCUAUUGCAUAUUGCAUAUCGCAUAUUGCAUAUUGCAUAUCGCAUAUUGCAUAUUGCAUAUCGCAUAUUGCAUAUUGCAUAUCGCAUAUUGCAUAUUGCAUAUCGCAUAUCGCAUAUUGCAUAUCGCAUAU